This is a messenger RNA of Microstroma glucosiphilum, 1365 nucleotides long. RefSeq lists its product as hypothetical. Gene Ontology annotation, biological process: endoplasmic reticulum to Golgi vesicle-mediated transport; Golgi organization; endoplasmic reticulum organization. The transcript is spliced from 6 exons. NCBI's taxonomy places the organism in Eukaryota, Fungi, Basidiomycota, Exobasidiomycetes, Microstromatales, Microstromataceae. Gene Ontology annotation, molecular function: D-mannose binding. Bases 142 to 1227 code for a protein of 361 amino acids. The record is from RefSeq and is a predicted model, not a curated record. Gene Ontology annotation, cellular component: endoplasmic reticulum membrane; COPII-coated ER to Golgi transport vesicle; Golgi membrane.
CACCCACUCACUCACUCACAGGGGCCCACACGCAGGAAGAUUCAAAGGGAAAGGCGACGCAGCGACGGGGUUCCUCCACUCCUCCCCCCCACCUCGUAUCAUUGCAAAGGAGUGUAGUCCUCACCGAGAGUCAUCCCAGACAUGGUCGCACUCCCAUCCUCGAGCUCAUCUGCUCGAAGAGCUCCUGGGCGGUACUCCUCGUCGCUCCUGGCCCAAAUCGUCCUCACCUUUGCCCUCUUCUCCGCCCUACUCGUCACCACCUCCCUCGCAGCCCGGACCAAGGCCACCGUGGUAGAAGGCAGUGAGGCCAUCCUUCCCAUGAAGAAGCACUCCCUCUACGCGCCCUAUGUAGAGUCGAAUCUUCAAAACAAGUACUGGGACUUUGGCGGAGACGCAAUCGUAGAUACAAAUCGACACGUUCGGCUUACACAGGACAAGCCUCACCAGGCUGGCUACCUCUGGAGUAGGACGCCCAUCAACAAUGACAACUAUGAGAUUGAAUUUGAAUUCAGGAUAGAUGGGAAAGCUGGAGUGACCUUUGGAGACGGUCUCGCCCUUUGGCUCACAGAUGAUAGGGCAAAGACGGGGCCGGUAUUUGGGAGCAAGGAUAGGUUCAGGGGGUUGGGCGUCUUCUUUGAUACCUAUGCCAACGCUAGACAUCCAUACGCUUUCCCAAGGGUAAUGGCCAUGAUUGGAGAUGGCAAGACAGAGUACAACGGAGCUAGGGAUGGAGGAGGUCAAGAGCUAGGAGCUUGCUCGAUUGACAUACGGAGAACGCGGGUAGCAACAAAGGGACGCCUUACAUUCGUGCGGGGCGUGUACCUAGAGCUGAAGAUCCACUACAAGGAGUGGGACACAUGGGAGCCGUGCUUCAAGAUUGAAGACGCGCAGGUGCCCAGAAAUCCUUUCUUGGGCUUCAGCUCUCUGACUGGUGAUGUCAGCGACGCCCAUGACAUCGUCAAUGUCAAGACUAGCCAGAUCGUCUUCAAGAACAGGAGCCAUGUGGAAUUGUUGGCGGAGCGACGUAAGCACUUCUCGCCAGAGGCCAUCAAGUCGGCCAAGGCUGGCAGUGACUACACGACGGCCUACCGUGCUAGCAGCUUCGUGCACGGCGUGUACCACCUGAUCGUCUUCUUGGUCAAGUGGGGCAUCGUCGUGGCUGUUCUGGCCGCCCUGGUGAUCCUUGGGCUGAGGUAUAGGAAAAAGAGGGACGUCAAGAGGUUCUGAGUAGUGGCAAGAGGGGAGGGCACGGGAGAUAGGGGCAGGCUGGAUGAGCCGGUGGAGUGAGCCCGUCUAUUCAACAUGGCUCAUGAAGAGCUCUGUGGCUCAAGAGUCAAUAUCAUGAAGCUGUCAUCACACCUGUCA